Messenger RNA from Kockovaella imperatae, 1576 nucleotides. RefSeq lists its product as hypothetical. Gene Ontology annotation, biological process: intracellular calcium ion homeostasis; calcium ion transmembrane transport. The coding region runs from base 31 to 1359 and encodes 442 amino acids. Gene Ontology annotation, cellular component: membrane. NCBI's taxonomy places the organism in Eukaryota, Fungi, Basidiomycota, Tremellomycetes, Tremellales, Cuniculitremaceae. Gene Ontology annotation, molecular function: calcium, potassium:sodium antiporter activity; calcium channel activity. The record is from RefSeq and is a predicted model, not a curated record. The transcript is spliced from 2 exons.
CUCUGGCCUCCGAAGGUCUAGCUAGGCAACAUGGUCAACGGCGAAGUUGUGGCCUACAACUUUGCCUCGUUGAUAUGCGCUCUCUUCGUUCUCGAGAAAGGCGCAGACAUCUUUAUAGAUCAUACGGCCAUCGUGGCACUUAGGACGGGCAUACCCAAAUCAGCCAUUGCGUUGUUAACAGCAGGCGCAGAGUGGGAGGAGCUCGCAGUAGUGGUCAUCUCGCUUGCUCGGAAUCGCUCUUCACUCGCCAUAGGCAAUGUCGUCGGCUCUGCCAUCGCCAAUAUUCUAGGCGCAUUCUCACUCGGGCUCAUUUUUUACCGCAAUCCAUCUGGUAAUCCAGUCCUGUUUGAGCGAAGUUCAGUCGUUUACUCUGUGGCUCUGUUGGGACUUACGGCUAUCGCUUCCGCUCUUCUGGCAUUCGGAGGGCAUGUUCAGUUCAAAGCUGCUGGCGGAGCUUUUAUCGCUCUAUUUGUCGUCUACCUCUCGUCCAUCUCAUGGCUCAUCUUCAAAGGUGUUACGAAGGCUCCUGAAGAAUUGUCAGAUAGUGAUAGUGAUUCGGACGAUGGGUCCUCCGAUACGACUUCGGAGAACGGGGUUAAUGAGGAGAGGCAAACGAGGUCUAGGAGAGGAGACCUACGACCUCCAUCUCAAAAUACCGGAUCACGGUUCCACGAAGAGCUCGAUGUCGCUCCGUUGACGGUAGGCCAAGCGACCACUGUAGUCGAGGCAUCCACUUCGAAAGGUAUCAAUCCACCUAUACCGAACAGUUCAGAGACUGCCGAAGAGACGAUCGCGCGACUUCGUCGAGGAUCUUCUCGUCGGUCCAACGUAACUAAUACGACCACCUCUGGCGCUUCUUCCAACCCUGAUCGGUCACCCAAAGCUGGUAAAGCAAGGAGUCUAGCAUACCACUUUACCGUCCUACUCGCCGGAUUCUUAGCGGUCGUCUUAUCCGGCUAUGUCAUCUCAAACGCAGCUUCCAACGUCGUCGAUGAACUAGGCUUGUCUGACGUCCUGGGAGGCGUUGUCAUCUUGUCCAUCGCGACGACUAUCCCAGAAAAGCUCGUGGCGGUCCUGAGCGGCUAUAAAGGACACAUGGAUAUCAUGCUCGCCAAUACAGUCGGAAGUAACAUGUUCUUGCUGACUUUGUGCCUCGGUAUCAUUUGGGCAGCUACGGGUGGAUCGUAUAGUGGAGGCGAUGUCAAACCGGCGGAAAUCAUCACCAUGUUUGCCUCGACCGUGGUCCUCGCCGUCACUGUGCUCCUCAGGGGCAAGCUACCUAGAGCGGUCGGGGUGAUCAUGCUCAUGGGCUAUAUAACGUUCUUGGUGCUCGAGUUCACGGUCAUUCACAAGGUCUAGCCUGGCAAAGCAGAGGACGCUAUGGACGGCCCGUGAUUAUCAGGAAAGCGCCGAGACUUGUACGUUGGCCAUGUCGUUCCUAAGAGCAGCCACUGCACGAGAAGAUGUUGGCGCACACGAUCUCGUCCCGCUUCGAUAUCUACGGACGGCUAUCCUUGGAGCCUCGGGCCAUUACGCCAGGUUUCCGAAGCGUAUUCACUGACAAUACAUAUAACGU